Raphanus sativus (radish) is the source of this 1338-nucleotide messenger RNA. Its product is annotated as SAC3 family protein C. Gene Ontology annotation, biological process: mRNA export from nucleus. The record is from RefSeq and is a predicted model, not a curated record. Lineage: Eukaryota; Viridiplantae; Streptophyta; Magnoliopsida; Brassicales; Brassicaceae. The coding region runs from base 68 to 1225 and encodes 385 amino acids. The transcript has 8 exons. Gene Ontology annotation, cellular component: cytoplasm; transcription export complex 2; nucleus.
AAGUAAUGAACCAGAUUAGUAAUUUUAUUCGGAUCCGAGAAUCGUUGGUGCUCUCAAAUUCCAAGCCAUGAAUCGCGGCUCUUCUUCUUCUUCUUACGGAUCCGGCGGGGGAGCUAGUGAUUCGUUUCGGAGAAGAUCCGAUGUAGCACGCAAGCGAAACAAUAAAGGUGGAGAAGCUGCUGCUGCUGCUGCUGCUGCUGCUGAAGUUUCAUUCAUUGUCGGAACUUGCUCUUCUAUGUGUCCUGAACGGGAAAGAGUGACAAGAGAACGCUUGCGUGAUCUCUCAGUGUUUGAGAGGCUUUAUGGAAACCCCACUAAAUCAUCCACUCAUCUUGCUGUCAAAAAGUUUUGCAGAACCCUUUCAGCAGCCGAUGUUCAGGCAUCGGAUAUAAGACCGCUUCCGGUCUUAGAAGAAACCCUGAGUUACCUUCUAAGUUUGCUGGACUCAAGGGAGCACCCCUUUGAAGUUGUUCAUGAUUUUAUUUUCGACAGGACAAGGUCUAUCAGACAAGAUCUCAGCAUCCAGAAUCUAGCCAACGAGAGAGUCAUCCACCUCUACGAGGAAAUCGUUAAAUUCCAUGUCAUAUCUGGCCAGAGGCUUCAGGGUAGUAGUGGUGCAAAUGUUAGCUCAAUGCAUCACUUGAACAUGGAGCAGCUAGCAAAAACUCUCACCACUUUGUAUAAUAUCUAUGAUGUAAAUAGGAAACCAGAUUACAUCUACGAAAACGAAGCAGAGUUCCGUUCACUCUAUGUGCUGCUUCAUCUCAAUACCAGUAGUGGAGUGAUGGGGGAACCACUGUCUUUGUGGUUUCGCAAGUUGACUUCUAAUUUGAUAAAGUCCAAGGAAAUGUGUUUUGUACGAAACCUUCUAAGAUCAUAUCGGAAUGGUAAUUACCAGAGUUUUCUAAGAACAACGGCUACUGAAGCGACAUACUUGCAGUAUUGCAUAAGUGAACCCCAUAUCAGAGAGAUGAGAUCGUUCGCUGUGGAAUGCAUUAACAAUGUUUGCUACAAGCUUCAACCGUAUCCACUCUUGCAGAUAUCUCAGCACCUGAUGAUGAAGGAGAUGGAUGUUGAAUCUUUAUGCCAAGAGUGUGGUCUUGAGAUACGUACUGAUUCCGAUGGGUGUAUUGUGUUGCCAACGAAGCAGACAAACUUCCGCAGUCCAAAGGAAGGUUUUAAAAACUAUGAUUUGAUUGGGAUUGAUAUUGGGAGGUUGUUGUGAAACACACAGAGAAAUAACAAUGUGAGGUUUAUCCUUCGAUUGUGCCCUAAUCCUAAGCCUGUAAUCUUUUUAACCCAAAAAAUGUAUACAUUCAUGCAUAUUCAUUGUCUCAA